CCAUUAGUGCCAUCAAAUUCAGUAAAAAUGUUGUUUCUUGAUGUUGCCUCACAUCAGACUAUGGUAUCUUCCCCAGACUCAAUUUGUUUUAUCACUGCUUUUGAGUUUGUUGAGUAUGACGAGUUAUUCUGUAUCUCGUCCCCAGCUUCCCUUCUAUAUGGCCGAGAUCUUUACUUAUAUACAUCUAAUAGCUCGUGUAAAUCCUCUGUAUAACAAGACUUCCAUAAUCAAAGAACUGAAUAUGCCUAUAUAAAAAUUCUACAGGUAAUUAGUUCUGUUAAACUUUGUCCAAAAUAUGAAACUCUAGAAUUAUUAUGUUCCUAUCUUCACUCCUUCAUUUUGAUCAGCAAGAAAAUUAUUUUUAAAAAUAUGUAGCAACAUGAACUCUAGGCCUAGAAAAUCGGAUAAUUUUUGGCGGUAAAGACACAGGGGCAACUAACAAGUGAGAACAUAACUACCACUGAGUUAAGAUUUACUACCUUAUCUCCUGUCCAUGAAACAAUGUCACUCUCUUCACUGUCCCUUGUCACUAACCCCUCCACUCUUCGCUUACUUCCGGCCUCAGAUCCUCCUUACAAACUUCUUCAAUCCCACCCAUCACUCAAACUCCUCUCCGAAUGCAACAAUAUGGAAAGUUUCAAACAAGUUCACUCACUAAUCAUCAAGAAUGGCCUUCAUAAUACCCAAUAUGUGCUCAGCAAACUUGUUGAGUUUUGCGCAAUUAAGCCCUUUGCUGAUUUUUCUUAUGCCCUGUUAAUCUUCGACACAAUUGAAGAACCUAAUUUGAUUAUUUGGAACACGAUUAUUCGAGGAUACUCGUUGACUGCUUCCCCUGUUUUAGCUGUAGAAUUAUAUGUUAUUAUGCUUUUAUCUGGUGUGGAGCCGAAUCAUUAUACUUUUCCAUUUUUGUUGAAAUCUUGUACGAAAAUGUUGGCGAUUCCUGAGGGGAAGCAAGUUCAUGGACAUGUUUUGAAGUUUGGAUUUGAUUCCGAUGUUUAUGUGCAUACUUCGUUGAUUAAUUUUUAUGCGCAAAUUGGUGAAAUGGGUUGUGCUAGAUUAGUGUUUGAUAUGAGUUCUCAUAGAGAUGCUGUUUCCUUUACUGCUUUGAUUACGGGGUAUACGUCUAGAGGAUGUAUGGAAGAUGCCUGCAAACUUUUUGAUGAAAUUCCUGUGAGAGAUAUAGUGUGUUGGAACUCUAUCAUUGCGGGUUAUGCUAAAAGAGGCCAAUAUGAGGAAGCACUUGCUUUCUUUCAGAGAAUGGUUGAAGCAAAAGUUGCACCCGAUGAAAGUACAAUGGUAACUGCUCUGUCUGUUUGUGCGCAGUUGGGUUCACUUGAGUCGGGGAAUUGGAUUAGGUCUUGGAUUGAGGAACGUGGAUUUGGUUUGAAUGUUAGGCUUCUGAAUGCUCUUGUUGAUAUGUAUUCAAAGUGCGGUGAUUUAAAAACAGCCCGCUGUUUGUUUGAGUCUGUACAGAAGAAGGACUCAGUUUCAUGGAAUGUUAUGAUAGGCGGCUAUACUCAUAUGAGUUGUUAUAAAGAAGCCUUAAGUACUUUUAGACAAAUGCAGCAAACAAGCCAUGAACCUAAUGAUGUCACGUUUUUGAAUGUUCUUCCUGCUUGUGCACAUCUAGGUGCUCUUCAUAUUGGAAAAUGGAUUCAUUCUUAUAUUGACAGGAAUGCGCAUAAGUUUGCAAAUGACUCUCUUUGGACAAGCAUCAUUGAUAUGUAUGCUAAAUGUGGAGAUAUAGAAGCUGCACAACAAGUCUUUGAUGGCAUGAAGCCGAAAACCCUGACUUCAUGGAAUGCGAUUAUAUCCGGAAAAGCAAUGCAUGGAAAUGCUCAUGAAGCCCUAGAGCUUUUCACUGAAAUGGUAAGGGAAGGGUUCAAGCCUGAUGAUAUCACCUUUGUUGGCGUUUUAUCAGCUUGUAACCAUGCUGGUUUAAUUGAUCUCGGCCGCCAAAUUUUUUCUUCCAUGAUCCAGGAUUACGGCAUUUCUCCUAAAUUACAACAUUUUGGAUGCAUUAUUGAUCUAUUAGGCAGAGCAGAGCUGUUUGAUGAAGCCAACACUGUUAUUAAAAGUAUGGAGAUGAAGCCAGAUGGUGUCAUAUGGGCUUCUUUGCUUAGUUCCUGCAGGCUUCACAAUAAUGUUGAACUGGGGGAAUACGUUACCGAACAGCUUCUCAAAUUAGAACCUGGAAACCAUGGGGCUCAUGUGCUGCUAUCAAAUAUAUACGCGGGGGUAGGUAAAUGGGAUGAUGUUGCAAGAAUUAGAACCAAGUUAAAUGAUAUGGGAAUAACCAAAGUUCCAGGAUGCACUUCGAUAGAGGUGGAUGGUGCCGUUCAUGAGUUUGUUGUUAGUGACAGAGCACAUCCUCGCAGUCAAGAAAUCAACAAAAUGUUGGACGAAACAGAGCGACUUUUGGCGCUGGAGGGUCAUGUUCCCGAUACAACUGAAGUGUUGUACGACAUUAAUGAAGAGCUCAAGGAAGAUGUUCUUUGUCAACAUAGUGAGCGACUAGCUAUUGCUUUUGGUUUGAUUAGUACACAGCCAGGGACGACAAUCAGGAUUGUCAAGAACCUUCGUGUUUGUGGGAAUUGUCAUUCGGCUAUUAAGAUAAUUUCUAAAAUUUAUAAAAGGGAGAUUAUCGCUAGAGACAGAAACCGCUUCCACCAUUUUAGAGAUGGUUCUUGUUCAUGCAUGGACUAUUGGUGAAUACAUAGCCACUACAUGAGUAUAUGGUGCUGCAUAACAUUUUCGUGUAGAUAGAACAGGCAUAUAAUUCAAGAUAAGAAGAUUCGCUUGUGACUUCCUCUAUGAAGGAAUCAUUGUACUGCUCUUGUAUAUUAGUGUUAUCCAAAACCAAGAAUGUGACUAUGUAUUAUGUGCCAGGGAAUAAAAUAUUACUUGUUUUAACCUUUUGAAUUUAUAAAUGUAAAUUUCACAAUAGUGUUGGGAUAUGAGUCAGCCACAUGAUUUUGCUUC
This is a messenger RNA of Daucus carota subsp. sativus, 2982 nucleotides long. Its product is annotated as pentatricopeptide repeat-containing protein At1g08070, chloroplastic. The coding region runs from base 502 to 2712 and encodes 736 amino acids. Gene Ontology annotation, biological process: RNA modification. Gene Ontology annotation, molecular function: RNA binding; zinc ion binding; protein binding. Lineage: Eukaryota; Viridiplantae; Streptophyta; Magnoliopsida; Apiales; Apiaceae. The record is from RefSeq and is a predicted model, not a curated record. Gene Ontology annotation, cellular component: intracellular membrane-bounded organelle. The transcript has a single exon.